AUGCCUCCCCGUCUUACAUCUUCCCUGCGCUUCCCUGUUCUUCGCCGCCUGUAUUCCACAGCCGCAGAUUCAGCCCCCCUCGUCCGUGUCACGAACCUUUCUGCCCCCGGCUCGGGUCACAUUCGCGUCCUCGAGCUCAAUCGUCCUUCUGCUCGCAAUGCUCUCUCCCGCGGGCUCGUAGCUGCGCUUCGCGCCGAGGUUGAUGAAGUCCACAAACAAUAUACGCCUGAGGGCAAUGAGACGAAGCACGCUACAGCAACAAGUAACGGACCGACGAGGGCCUUGGUUCUUGCCAGUGCUGUAGACUUGUCCUUUUGCGCCGGCGCAGAUCUGAAGGAGCGCAAGACCUUCAGCCAGAAGGAAACCGCCGAAUUCCUGUCGAACGUCCGGAGCACCUUCAACGCCAUCUCUGCCCUGCCUAUACCCUCUAUCUGCGCUAUCUCCUCAAUCGCCCUCGGGGGCGGCCUUGAACUUGCUCUUACAACAGACUUCCGCGUUCUCUCAUCUAAUGCUGUAGUUGGUCUCCCUGAAACUCGCUUGGGCAUUAUCCCUGGCGGCGGCGGCUGCCAUCGUCUCCCUCCCCUGAUUGGCCCUUCCCGCGCUCGUGAUGUUAUCCUUACUGGCCGCCGCGUUGCUGCCCCAGAGGCGUACUUCCUUGGCAUUGCGAAUAGGCUUGUUGAGGUACAGCAACCAGAAGAGGUGCCUGAGGGUGGCGAGAAGGAGGAUGUGCUGUCCUUGGCGAGGAAGGCGGCGUUGGGUGAGGCUGCGGCACUACAAGCAAAGCAGCUGUGUCAAUCAUCAGUAUAG
Molecule: messenger RNA, 807 nt
Organism: Fusarium pseudograminearum CS3096
Lineage: Eukaryota; Fungi; Ascomycota; Sordariomycetes; Hypocreales; Nectriaceae
Exons: 3
Coding region: 1-807 (268 amino acids)
Biological process (GO): fatty acid beta-oxidation
Cellular component (GO): mitochondrion
Molecular function (GO): enoyl-CoA hydratase activity
Source: RefSeq, a predicted model, not a curated record